AUGGCUCCGUCACCCUUACCAGAGUUCGUCUACAAGAUCGUGCCCACGGCACCUCCGACGCCAAUCCCAUCUGAGUACCCACUUUCGGAACUCGACCGAAAAGACGGAUUCGUCCAUUUGAGCAUUGGUACCCAGAUCCCCAUAACGUCCGACCUCUUCUUCAAAGAGGCCACAAGCAUAUGGGUUCUCAAGAUCCGGUUCGCGCCCAAGUUCCACCCCACGACGACGUGGGAGAUCGAAGGGUGCCCGCAUCUUUAUGGGAAUUUUGGUGCAGGUGAUGUGGAGAGUGUGCGGGAAUUCACACGGCCAAAUGAGGGGAGCUGGAAAGAAGCGAUGAGGGAGAGUGGUGGCUGGCUAGUUUGA
Molecule: messenger RNA, 363 nt
Organism: Hypoxylon fragiforme
Lineage: Eukaryota; Fungi; Ascomycota; Sordariomycetes; Xylariales; Hypoxylaceae
Exons: 2
Coding region: 1-363 (120 amino acids)
Source: RefSeq, a predicted model, not a curated record